Molecule: messenger RNA, 862 nt
Organism: Sphaeroforma arctica JP610
Lineage: Eukaryota; Ichthyosporea; Ichthyophonida
Exons: 5
Coding region: 141-800 (219 amino acids)
Biological process (GO): alanyl-tRNA aminoacylation; regulation of translational fidelity
Molecular function (GO): ATP binding; alanine-tRNA ligase activity; Ser-tRNA(Ala) deacylase activity
Source: RefSeq, a predicted model, not a curated record
GAGGGAGAGAGUAUAGAGAGAGAGGGAGAGAGUAUAGAGAGAGAGUAUAGAGAUUAGAGGGUCAUAUCCACGUAAUAAGUAUAACACAGGCGUAGUGUAUUCAGUUUCUUACAAGGCGCGUUUAGUUAUAGUUACUAAUCAUGACGGGAGGAGGACCGACAAUCAAGAAGUACUUCGAAGACACCGAUCUGUUCGAAUGGACUGGUAUAGUUAACCAAUGCACUCCGGAUGAGGAGGAUGAAAGAUUCUGCAACCUUGUGCUCGAAACCACUAUCAUGCACCCUCAGGGAGGAGGUCAGCCGGCCGACUCCGGCAUGAUCACAGGCGACGAGGCAAAGUUCGAGGUGACGUUCACCGGCAUCGACAAGGAAACGAAUAUAAUCACUCACAAAGGAAAGUUCUUGGAGGGCACGUGCUUCCCCGCUGGACGGCGAGUGACGAUAUCAGUGGACGCGGACAAACGCAAACAGAACGCUCGCAUGCACAGUGGUGGCCAUAUGCUUGAUACGGCCGUGCGGAAUGCUGGCUACACCUCGCUUGUGCCUACGAAGGGAAACCACUCGGCCGACAACCUAUUUGUGGAGUACAAGGGGAAGGUUGACCCAGCUGACAAGGAGAACUUCAUGGCUCUCAUCAAUGCGGAGGCCAAGAAACUCCUGAGUGAGGACAUUGGCACUACCGUGCGCUAUGCGAAUACAGUCGGAUUGGCCGUUGAUGUCCAUACCCCUGGUAAGUGUUGCUGCAUGUUUGUAUCGGUGGGUGCGUGGACGGAGAGAUGGUACAUGCGAGGCUGCUGUUGACAACGUUAUUUACCGCUUUUUGGGUUCGUUCUUUCCGUCAUUGGCUGUGUAUGGUAUUAUGG